Molecule: messenger RNA, 1326 nt
Organism: Penicillium macrosclerotiorum
Lineage: Eukaryota; Fungi; Ascomycota; Eurotiomycetes; Eurotiales; Aspergillaceae
Product: TBC domain-containing protein
Exons: 3
Coding region: 1-1326 (441 amino acids)
Biological process (GO): activation of GTPase activity; negative regulation of septation initiation signaling
Cellular component (GO): mitotic spindle pole body
Molecular function (GO): GTPase activator activity
Source: RefSeq, a predicted model, not a curated record
AUGGCCAAGCCUCAACCAUCUUGGGGCCUCGCUGGCCCUGAGACCCCAUCCUCGCCGCGGACAAUGCGUGCACUGCGGAAGAUCCAGUCUCACCAAGUCCUAACAACUUCCAGCGCUCUCAUCGCUCAGACCCAAUCCUCUCACCCUUCAGCCAAUGGUGCGACUGACCUUGGAACCUCUGCCGCAGUUGCUGGUGCUACGAUCCGCCCUGCUCAUCGUCGAGCGCGAUCGAACAGCGACGCGGCUGCACGCGAAGCCGCUCUGGUUGCAACAAUCCCGACACAGAGACGCCCAGCUCGUAAAACGGGGUCAGGAAUAGGUCUCAAAAGGUCUCUUCUUGAGAAUCUGAUUCGUGAUGGUCCACAAAAUGGAAAUACCCGGGAAGGACUGCAAGAAUUGAAAUACUUGGUAUUAUCGACUAGAGUGGAUGCGGAUGGGGACGGCAUGUCUCCGUAUCGAAUCUAUCUCUGGCUAAUCCUUCUCAAUGUCUCUCCGCUUCCUACUGACGACUACUUGGCCCUCGUCCAUCGCGGAGGCUCCCCCGCCUAUACCAAGAUCCGCAACGACACGUUUCGGACGCUGGCUACUGAUCCCCUUUUCAAGCGCCGUGUCACAGAAGCCAGUCUCAUUCGGUUACUCAACGCUGUGGCAUGGAAACUCCAUGACUCCAAAGUGAAACCUCGCUCACGGCCUACAUCAUCACGGAGACGGGAGAUGGAGAUGUUGGUGAAUACUCCCCCUAGCAUCAAAGAGGAGCCAGAUUUGGAAGAUCCAGGCUCUGCGCGAAGUAAUGCUGUCAAUGACUCGGCAAUUUAUGUGCAAGGCAUGAAUGUUCUUUGUGCGCCUUUUCUCUAUGCUGCUCGCAGCGAAGUGGAGGCCUUUGCCUUGUUCCACUACUUUGUCACCCAGGAAUGCCCGGGAUAUAUCCGUGGGACCAUGGAUGGAGUGCAUAAGGGUCUUCGACUGGUGGAUAGAUGUUUGGAAAUCGUGGAGCCAAAGCUUGCGGCCUACCUGUUCUCAAAAGGGAUGUAUGCAGAACUCUAUGCUUUCCCUUCUGUCUUGACUCUUUGUGCCUGUACACCUCCCCUGCCGGAGGUUCUGCAUCUUUGGGACUUCCUUUUUGCGUAUGGGCCGCAUUUGAACAUUCUUUGCAUUGUUGCCCAGUUGAUCCGAAUGCGGGAUACUCUUUUGGAGAGUCCAAGCCCCAAUAAAAUUCUUCGGUCUCUGCCACCUCUCGAUGCCAAAGAUGUUAUUGCUUUAACAGUUCUCCUUGUGCGGAAGAUUCCAGAGGAUGUCUAUGCUGAGAUGAUCAACCAUGCAAAGUGA